Molecule: messenger RNA, 759 nt
Organism: Acanthamoeba castellanii str. Neff
Lineage: Eukaryota; Discosea; Longamoebia; Acanthamoebidae
Exons: 6
Coding region: 1-759 (252 amino acids)
Biological process (GO): translation
Cellular component (GO): ribosome
Molecular function (GO): structural constituent of ribosome; RNA binding
Source: RefSeq, a predicted model, not a curated record
AUGAAAGGCCAGGUGGCCAGCCUGGCCGAAAUCUACCGCGACUCUGAGAAGGUUGACCCACUUGUAUGCUGGGUGUGGAGCGGCUGCACCCCCACCGCGCGCACCAUGUCGAGUAGCACGACGUCCUACCGGGUGGCGGCUGCUGUGGGUGACCAAGUCUGCCAGGUCGGCGUGGGCGUGGCCGUCGCCCAAGACGUCAGCAUCGCCAUCCGAAGCGCAAUCAAGAAGGCCAAGGAGGCGGUGGCACCCGUGCGCAAGGGCUACUACUAUGGCAUUGACGGCGUCGGUCGGAUGGCGGCUGCCAUCCUCUACUUGGCCGGUAUUGAAGACGUUCACUACCACGUGGAAGGGCCGCGAGAUUCGAAGAUCAACCUCUUCGAGGCCAUCUUCGACGCCCUCAAGCAGCAGUACGGGCGGGUCCUGCCCUGUGAUUGGGCGGCGCCCGGCGCUGGCCCUGCUGUCGCCGCGACCCGAGCCGAUGACGAAGAUGACGAUGCGGAGAAUGAAGAUGAAGAGAAAGAGGAGACGACGGCAACGACGCGAGGCGGUGGCGAGGCGCAGGCGAAGGAUGAUGCACACGAGGUCGAGGGGGAGGAAAGUGAAGGUGAUGAGGAGGAACAGAACUGGGUGGAGGUGCACUACCCAAAGAGGAGGAGGAAGCCAAAGGCAAAGCCGCCACACAUCACCGACGCUGGUGAUGACGUGGUGGCGGUGGCGGUGGCAAAUAACAAAGCUGAGGCCCAAGCUCUGGCCGAGUGA